Molecule: messenger RNA, 1690 nt
Organism: Coturnix japonica (Japanese quail)
Lineage: Eukaryota; Metazoa; Chordata; Aves; Galliformes; Phasianidae
Source: RefSeq, a predicted model, not a curated record
CAGGCCUGAAUCCAGAUGCAGAGCAGGUUUCCUUGCAGCCUGCAGCCACCCCGGGUUCACUGCAGGCUCUUGGGAUCAUGUGUGUGCAGGCAGAGCAAUGCAGUGCAUUGCAUCAGCUGCAUCCCGCAGUAUUCCUGCAGCCAGUUAUGUGACAUAACUCUCCCUUUCCUUCCCCAGCACACAAGCGUGGAGAGUGAAGCCAGCCUCCAUUCUUCUGCUAGCACUUUCUCCACCUCCUCCAGCACGGUGUCGGCUGCUCCUCCGGUUGUAAGUGUUUCAUCCAGCCUCAGCAGCGUCAGCAGCCUGGGCCUCAGCCUCAGCAGCAACUCCACAGUGACAGCCUCCACUCGCAGCUCUGUGGCAACGACAUCAGGAAAAGCCCCCCCCAACCUCCCCCCUGGAGUCCCACCGUUGUUGCCUAACCCGUACAUCAUGGCUCCAGGAUUGCUCCAUGCUUACCCGCCACAGGUGUAUGGAUAUGACGACCUGCAGAUGCUCCAGACGAGAUUCCCAUUGGAUUAUUACAGCAUCCCAUUCCCUACGCCCACCACCCCACUGACUGGAAGAGAUGGCAGCCUGAGCAGCAAUCCAUACUCUGGCGACUUAACAAAAUUCGGCCGAGGCGACGCCUCCUCCCCUGCUCCUGCAACGACUUUGGCCCAACCGCAGCAGAGCCAGACCCAAACCCACCACACCACGCAGCAGACGUUCCUGAACCCAGCGCUGCCUCCUGGCUACAGUUACACCAGUCUGCCGUACUACACAGGGGUACCGGGGCUCCCCAGCACCUUCCAGUACGGGCCCGCCGUGUUCCCUGUUGCUCCUACCUCUUCCAAGCAGCACGGUGUGAAUGUCAGCGUCAACGCAUCAGCAACCCCUUUCCAGCAGCCCAGUGGUUACGGCUCUCAUGGAUACAGCGCUGGUGUAUCUGUGACAUCCAGUAACACGGGUGUGCCGGACAUCUCGGGCUCUGUCUACUCCAAAACUCAGCAAUCCUUUGAGAAGCAGGGAUUUCACACUGGAACCCCGGCAGCCUCCUUCAACCUGCCUUCAGCGCUGGGCAGCGGCGGCCCCAUCAACCCCGCGACGGCAGCCGCCUACCCCCCGACCCCCUUCAUGCACAUCCUCACCCCGCAUCAGCAGCCCCAUUCGCAGAUCCUCCACCACCACCUCCAGCAGGACGGGCAGCUUCCAUAUUUGCAGAUGAUACUGUGCUGCCAACGCCAGCAGGAAGAUCAGAGCGGCUCCGGGCAGCGCAGCCAAGGCAGCUCCAUCCCCCAGAAAUCCCAGGCCAACAAGUCUGCCUACAACAGCUACAGCUGGGGCACCAACUGAGCGGGGGCGGCCCCCACCCACCAACUGCUUCCAACUGAGACCCCCACCGAGCGACGCCGACCUAUAUGGGAGGAGGAGGAGGAGGAGGAAGAGACCCCCACCCCUUUUACCACCCCCUCCCACCCAACAAGGGGCAGCGCCGGCCCCGGGCAGGGCAGAGCUGGGGCAGCUCCACAUUGUCUGUUUUCAGCCACCUUUUUCCUGUUGUAUGUAAUAUAGAAUUUGUAUUUUUUUGUUUUUGUUUUGUUUUUUUUCCUUUUCUUUCUUUUCUUCCUCUCCCUUCUCCUCUCUCUCUGCAUUCAGACUCUGUCCCGUUUGCCGUAGGGGCCUUUAUUGCUUUAUACUCCUUUCAAAC